AGGUCUACUUCAGAACAAUGUGAGAGGAUACACGUCCUGGAUUCUCAUGUUUCUGGAUAUCUUGAAAAUUAUUGGCAACAGUUGAAAGAAAGUCGUUAUGCUCAAGGGAUUUUUGCUCAGGUGUCUCGCCUGCUCCAAUCGUGGGACCAAAAUGAUUUUGACGCUACAGCCCCCCUUCCCCUCUUUAUAGAAGUUAUAAUAUUUCUUACGCUUUGUUGUUGUAGUUUUAAACUUUACAAAUGCUUAGGGGAAAAUCGCCAGACGACCACCUUGGAUUUUAAAUCUACAUCUGCAUACGGAAUUUCAAUCAUGAACUUUGUUGACAGUUUUGUAACAUUAUUUCUCCUGACGCUUCUAUAUUUGUCAGCUGUCAAGAGUGCCCACAUACCGAAGGAAGGAGGGAGUGCGCAUGAGGGCGUGAUCUCCUUCAUGGAGGUGUACAAUAAGAGUAUUUGUCGGCCCAGAGAGCUGCUGGUAGAUAUCAUAAAGGAGUACCCAGCGGAGGUAGAACAUCUGUACAUCCCAUCGUGUGUAGUGCUGAUGCGCUGCGCUGGAUGCUGCAACGAUGAGAGUCAAGAGUGUAUGCCGACCUCCACACACAACAUCACCAUGGAGAUAAAAAGAUAUAAUCCCAAAAAGAUACAAAGUAAUAUUUUUAUGAGUUUCACAGAACACAGUGCAUGUGACUGCAGCCUAAAGAAAGAAGCAAAAGAACAAAGACAGAAUCAGUGCCUACCGUGCUGCGAUGGCUGUUCAGAGCGAAGAAGGCGGUUAUUCAUCCAGGACCCUUUGACAUGCCAGUGUUCCUGUAGACACUCUGAUGCAGACUGCCGGACACGCCACCUGGAGCUCAACGAGAGGACCUGCAAAUGUGACCAGCCCAGGAGAUGAGAGGCCCAGAUUAAAAUGAACAACAUGAAGGAAUAUUCACAAUAUAUGUCACACAGCACAGCACUUUCAACCUUUCACUCAUCUCUGUGGAUAGCAUUCCUGUGAACUGACUGAAACAGCAGAGACAACAGGCAGGGAAACAAAGAAAGAAUGAACAAACAGAAAAAAAUAUCAACCCCCAAUGCAUACUGUAUGUGUAUAUACCAGGACAGAUGCAAAGAAAAAGGACAGAAUGUGUAUUGCUGCUAAAAGAAAACGAACGACAACCCAUCACUAGAAAGAAGCAAACGUCUGUGUGGUUUUUCGUUUCGCUGGCGUUUGACCAGACUGUGGUUUUGUUGUUGAUUCAUUUAUGCAAAUACUUCACUGGAUAUAAAUGUCUACUGUGGUUAUAUGUUGAAUCAGAAACAACAAAAUCUAGCUCUGCGGUACAUACUGUAUAUCCACAGAAAAGAGGAGGAAGAGAAGAGAGAACAUUCUUUCCCUGAAAUAGAUGGAGGGAGGUCCAGUACUGACCCAUAGUUUCCCAUAACAGGGACCCAA
Messenger RNA from Esox lucius (northern pike), 1434 nucleotides. It is a transcript of the gene vegfab, whose product is annotated as vascular endothelial growth factor Ab. NCBI's taxonomy places the organism in Eukaryota, Metazoa, Chordata, Actinopteri, Esociformes, Esocidae. Gene Ontology annotation, cellular component: membrane. The record is from RefSeq and is a predicted model, not a curated record. Gene Ontology annotation, molecular function: vascular endothelial growth factor receptor 1 binding; chemoattractant activity; growth factor activity. The coding region runs from base 310 to 891 and encodes 193 amino acids. Gene Ontology annotation, biological process: positive regulation of endothelial cell proliferation; positive regulation of mast cell chemotaxis; vascular endothelial growth factor signaling pathway. The transcript is spliced from 7 exons.